Messenger RNA from Felis catus (domestic cat), 8155 nucleotides. RefSeq names its product calpain small subunit 2 (gene CAPNS2). The transcript has a single exon. Lineage: Eukaryota; Metazoa; Chordata; Mammalia; Carnivora; Felidae. Bases 6986 to 7741 code for a protein of 251 amino acids. The record is from RefSeq and is a predicted model, not a curated record. Gene Ontology annotation, molecular function: calcium ion binding.
AACCCACGGACCGUGAGAUCGUGACCUGCGCUGAAGUUGGAUGCUUAACCGACUGCGCCACCCAGGCGCCCCUGCUUCUUUAUUUUUAUGAAUGCACACUGAAGUCUGCCUCUGAUGAGCCGGGUGUCCAGAUGAGUCAGAGUCGAAGGCUGAGACGAUGGUGGUGUCUCGACAUUUUUUAUAUUCACAAUCCCGUUUUCAAUACUAGGGGUUUUUUUUUUGCCAGCACUCUUGAAGGGAUUGAAGGGUACUUAAUGGGAUUCGGAAACCACACUGGCUCAACCAGAAAUCGUUGGAACGCCGUCGUGUUUACAGUUACAAAGGGGUCUCGGAAUUGUCGAUUUCGUCCUCCUCCAGCGUGGCGUCCCCAGCAGACCCGUGUGCCGCCGCCUCACCAGCAGUCUCUGAUGUACCUGUGAGACGGAGUCCUCACGUCCCCCACAGCACAGCUCAUCUUCGUUGCUAGCUUGACAGUGUGCCAUGUCAUCUGCCCUUUACCUCUCACUGGUAGCAAGGCCGGUGUCUCCCCGCCGCAUCUCGUGACACGCUCAGCUUAGUAUGUCGUCGGCAUCCAUCACUCCAAUACUAUGCAAGCUCACUGGUGGCAGAAGCUGUAUGUCAGGGGUCAGCAGACUUUUCCUGUAAAGAGCCAGAUGGUAAAUACUUUUUGCUUUGCGGGGCAUAUGGCCCCAAAGUUUCAGGGCAACUUGUACAACGGAACAGAAAAGUUCAUCUCAUCCUACUCAGAAAGGUUUCUCUAUUUACGGCCAGUCACGUCAGCUGCGCAAGCGCCCGGUCCUGACUCUCAGCGUGAGCAGAAAACCCGCAUGCUGCAGCACCCCACCUUGUCGGACAGGAAGGGGCAAGCCGAGAUGCUUGUUAUUGUUGGCACUCGUGAUUUAAAGCUGGCACUAAUACCGAGAACCGGGCAGACAGGAAAGAACUCGGGAUAAAGAAACGCAUUCAUUCCACAUAAUGUGAAACGGCAAUAAAAGAUCUACAGAAGCUUACAAUAGCCAAAAACGCCGGAGUGUCAAAGAGCUGAAGUGCACACACGCUUUUCCUGUCUAAUAUUUCAACAAAGGACAUAGUGAAUGCCAGAAGAACUAAGUACCAGUUAGAAGGCCGGACAGAAAGGGGAAAAAUCACGACAGUUUUCAAAACUUUUUUACAGAAUUGAAAGAAUCGCCACCUACCUAAAUUUUAUCAGGUGGUGGUCUGUUAGGCGAUGUUGUUGGUAAAACAGAUAACGAGCUCAUGUUGGACUAUCUAUAGCUGAGGAAUUCGAAAUCAGUCUCUCUCAUCUAUAAAGACAAAUAACACGAGUAGCACCAAGGGAGGGUAUCAGCAAGAGGCAGACCGAGGAGACGAGAAUAAAGAUUCAGAGUGAUCGCUUUUAAAUCAAAUGUGGGGCAUCCUACAAAUUAAUAUUGGGCACUCUAAGGACGGACUCCAGUCUCUCAAUCAGUCCUUAGACCUUACCAACAUGCUUUGUUUUCAUCAGCUUAGGAAAUAGAGCAAUAGUCAGCAGACUACAGCCGAUGGACCAAAUCCAGCCUGAUGCCUGUUUUGUUUAAUAAAGUUUUAUUGAGACACAGCCGUGCCCAUCCAUCUAUGGAUUGCCUAUGGCUGCUUUCUCUCUACAGUGGUCCUUUAAAUUUCCAGUUCUGGUUUGAUUUGUAAUGUAGUUUCUCAGAGUUCCUGUUGAUUCUAAAGAACUCCUGUUGAUUCUAAAUCUCAGUUAAUCAGGAUUUGUUAUACGAAAUGUACCUAUAGCGUAUAUGACACAAUUAACAGAAAAAGGCCAUAACCUUCUUCCUGUGCAGUCAUACAAGUCGUCCUAAAUGUUUGGUGGUCCUGUAUGUCUGACCAUUUCCUCUUUCACGUCUCAGGUUGACUGAGCUGCUCCAUUCAAUCCAUUAUAGUAUUUUCUCUCACGGAGUGUUGUCCCGUUAGGAAUAUCCACUUAAGCGUGAGAAUUACACACUUUAUUUUUGGCUCCUCAAUGCAAGUAUACCUAGGAGGUGCUCAGAAGAAACAGAAGGGAGGCUGCAUGAGUUAAAGCUUAACUUUUUUUAUUAGCACAAGCGAGCAAUUGCUGGCCUCCUCUGUGAGCAUCAGGAAGUAAAGAACAGAGCUUUGUAAAGAGCAAAUUGCGUCCGACCAAUUUAAUUUCCUCCUAUGACAGAGUGACGGUCCAAGAUGAUAAAGAAGAAGGAAUAGAUAUUAUCUAUAUGGGCUCUAGAAAGGCUUUUGAUUUCAUCCAACAUGACAUCUUCAUCAAUAAAUUAGGAAGGUCUGGUCCAGAUCAUGGUGCAGUUAGGUGAAAGCACCCCCCACCCCGCCCCGCCUCCAAUGGAAAGGUUUCCCUGCCAGUGGGAGCUUGUAUGUCCUUCUGGGUUCAGCAGCCCCAUCUCGGCAUUCUCUUUGGAGGAGGAGCGCCAUGCUUGGUGGGUCACCACCAGGAAUACUUCUGAAAAGCAGGCAGUGUGUCAAAGUGGAGGUGAGGGUAAGUAUGUCCUUAAAAGUGGUGCAGCCAGACCCAAGACAAAGGAAGAUGAAGUCACCAUGUAGCAUAAAAACACUUGGGCAAGAGAAGGAAAGGAAAUGCAAGGUAGAAACGACACCACCGUCACCACUGCAGGACACACGAAACUCUAGACUCUUAGCAUUCUAGCGCUAGCAGGGCCUUCCUGUCAAACUGCCCACCUUCCUCAUUUCACAGAAGGCCGACAGCCAGAGAGAAGAAGUAUGGUGCUCAGGGCUACAGGGCUGGUCAGUUGCAGGACUGAGACUAGAACUGCUCAUCGGUAUUCUUUUUACUUUAAACAAUCACUGUUGACUUUUUUAUGUAUGUCAUAUGUGUGUGUGUGUGUGUGUGUGUGUGUGUAUUUUAAGUCAAAUGUGGGAUAUCCUACAAAUUAAUAGUAGGCACUCUAAGCACUGACUACAGUCUCUCAACCAGUCCUUAAACCUUACCAACAUGCUUUGUUUCCAUUAGCUUAGGAAAUAGAGCAGUGGUCAGCAGACUACAGUUGAUGGACCAAAUCUAGCCUGAUGCCUGUUUUGCUAGUUUUACUGAGACACAGUUGGGCCUUACAUAUGUGUAUAUAUAUAUGCAUACACACACACACACACAUAUAUAUAUAUGUGUGUGUGUGUGUGUGUAUAAAUAACUUUCUUGAGGCAUUAUUUUGCAUAUCAUACCAUUCACCCAUUUCAAGCCUACAAUUCAGUGAUUUUUAGAGUAAAUUUGCCAAGUUGUGCACCCAUCACCGUAAAUCGGUUUGGAAACAUUUCCACUGUGUCUCCUCGUGGCAUUAAGUGUUAGCUCCUGUCACCUGCUGUCUCCCAGCCGUAGGCAACCACUACUGAGUUGUGAGUCCUAAAGUAUGAUUCUAGACCUAGUCUUGGAGAAAGACUUUCUGUCUCCACAGAUUUGCCCUUUCUGGACGUCUCCAUAUAUUGGAAUCAUACAGUAUAUGGUGUCACGUGUCUGGCUUCUGUCACUUAGCGUAAUGUUUUUUGCAGUUCGUCCUUGCCACGGCAUGGAUCAGUGUUUGUCCUCUUUUGUUGCCAAACAGCCCUCCAGUGUAUGGAUAUACUGCGUUUGGGUUAUUCACCAAUGGUUGGUACACGUUCAGGUUGUUUCUACUUUGGGGCCAUUACGAAUAAUGUUGCUAAUAGCGCUCACGUAUUACUGCUUACGAUUUAAGUUCGGUAGCUUUUCCCCCUCAAAUGGAGGCUAAAUUUUCCAGCAGAUGUGUCUUCUUCCCUUACUCUUUCUUCCUCCAGAUAUGGACAGUAGAGUUCCCACAGACAGCAACCAAAGUUACUAUUAAUGUUCUAAUAAAUAGCCUCAGGGGGUUAAAUAGUCCAGAGAAGAAAAGGCCUGUUAAUCUAAUAGCAGUGUUUUAUUCCAGGAUGGUUUAUGAGAAACUGGUAGCCAAAUGCCCUCCAUCUUCAUGGAAAGUAAAGGAGGGGAAUUGGAUCUAAACCUCAGUGAAAGCCACUUCAGCUGGGCCUGAGGAGGCGUGUUUUAUGUGGCGGUGGCUGCUAUCAGGUUAAUUUGCAAUAUUAUAAAAACAAAGCCCAUGUAAUUUCCUCUGAGAGGAGCUCAUGUGAAUGGAUUCCAAUCUGUCCGAGGCCAGAUGGCCCUGUGAUCCCCUAAAAGGAAGAUGGUCCUUUUGUGGUGCUUUCUUCUGUGUGGUUAGGGAAGACAUUCGGCCUUUGGUGUUCGCAGAGGCCACUUCAUUGUGCCCACGAGACCAGUUAUUGGAGUCGCUGUGUCAUAAAACCCGUCGUUGGGAGUGUUCUACACAAACCACUGGGUGUGGCAGAAGGAGACAUCGCUCCCAUGUCCUGAACAGAGCAGUGUCCCCCAGCUACUGUUCUCUCCCUGACACUGGCUAGAACAAUCAUAAUUCAAUUCUAGAAUUGCACAACUUACAAAGUAAUUUCACAUCUCAUCUCCUUUCGACUUUAUACACGAGCUUCGGCAGCUCCCGCUGAGAGGUAGACUGUCACCUGGCGGUUCAAAGCCUUUUCCAGCCUGAGUCUGUUCUGCGGAUCUGCCGUUAUGGCCUGUCGUGCCGGGCAAGGGACUGUCAUCACGUCGGUCUGUCACUUAAAGACCACGCAUCCUGUUAGCUCCUCUGUAUUUUUACUACGCUGUCCCUUCACAUCCGUCGUCUGUUUGAAGAACUCUGGCUUGCCCUGUAGUCAGGCCUGCACAUUACCUCGUGUGUAGGUAAAUGCUCUCCUUGGCAGAAUUCAUCGCACCCCUUUCGGGCACCCACCAUGCUUGAUAAUACAGCACCAUACCUUUCCUCGGUAGCCUACCUUCCCUGAAUUUUUCUUUACUCAUCGCGACUAUUUUGUCUUUCAAAGGAAUUCUGUGAUACCUAAAUACCAAAGAAUACUAUAUGCAGAUGUAAUAGUUUAGUAUUAAUAGUAGAAAUGUGAACAUAGAUGUCAGGUUAUAAUUACAACCAGUUUUCGGGGGGCGUCCUCGAUCCUUGAGCACGGCAGUCCUGAUGGAUUCACCUCUGGAUCCUAAACACUGAGCCCACGUCCUGAUACCUAACAAACGACCCUGAGUCAUUAGGAAAUAGGCAGAGAGAUGGUAUUAACCAUCAUUUUGCAGAUUUGAAAUUGAUUUCCAAAAUGCUAAGCAAUGUGAUGGUUUAGUUAUUAUGUCCUGGCCACCUUUCCUAGAGUUCACUGGUAGACCUUCCAGAGACUUCUGACGGGCUGGUGCCCUCCCUCUCUAGCUAGCAUCAAAGAUAGGGUCUCUCAAAGUAUUGUGCGGGACUCCUCGUCAUAGACUGACUUUGGAUGCUUACUGAAAAAAAUCAAACCAAAUCUCCCAAAUGCAACAAAAGCCAGACCCAAGAUCAGAAAUGAGAGGACAGUCUAUUAUCAUUCGGGAAACGCACAUCAAAACCGUAAUGAGAUGUUAGCACCUCGUACUCAUUACGACUGCCGCCCGUCAGGAUGGCUGGAAGGAAGGGAGGGCAGGAAGGAGUGUUGUGGAAAACAGUAUGGAGGUUCUUCAAAAAAUUAGACACCGACUUACCAUAUGACCCGACAGUUCUGCUUCUGGGUAUAUAUUCCAAAAGAACUGAAGGCAGGAACUUGAAGAAAUACGUGUCCACCCACAUUCGUAGCAUUAUUCACAAAAGCCAAAAAGGGGAAGCAACCAAAAGGGUUGCUAUCCACAGACGAGUGGAUAGACAAAAUGUGUUCCGUACGUACAGUGGAAUAUUGUUUAGCUUUGACAAGGAAAUAAAUGCUGACACAUGCUACCACACGGAUGGACCUUGAACACAUCAUGCUGGGUGAAAUAAGCUAGUCCCAAAGGGACAAAUCCUAUGUGAUUCCUCUUACACGAGGUACCCUAGAACAGUCAAGUUCAUGGAGACAAAAAGUAAGAAUAGUGGUUGUCGGGGCCUGGCAGGAGGUAGGAACAGGAAGUUAGUGUUUAAUGGGGACAGAACUUCAGUUUGGGAAGAUGAAAAGUUUUCUGGAGAUGGAUGGUGGUGAUGGUUGCACGAUAAUAUGAAGGUUCCUCAUGCCAUGGAACUGAGCUCCUAAAAACAGGAUGGUGAAUUCUAUGUUAUAUGUAUUCCACCAUAGUUUUUAGAAAUGUAAUUCGAAAUUUAAAAACAGGGCGCCAAGAGGUGUGCACUGUUUGACUCCAUAUAUUUAAGGUACAGCAAUUGACCGAUGGUGUUCAUCAUCAGAAUAGUGGUUACCCUUGGGAGGAACGAGGCUCUGGGGGUGGUAAUAUUCUAUCUCUUGAUCUGGCUGUGAAGAUAUGGGCGUGCACAGUGUGUGAAAUUCUCUGAGCUCUACAUAUGCCUGUUACACUUCAGAAAAGACUCCAAAAAUGUACAUCGUGAGCCCGACAGCAGGCUACAGAAUCAGAAUCUCUGAGGAUGGGACCUAGGGACCCUGCAUCUUAAUCCCCCUACCCUCUUCCAAGUUUUUCUUAAGAACACUGGACUUGGGGAAUCUUUGCUAAAGGAGAGGGAUUAGGGAACUAUCCUCCCGAUGAUCAAGAAUUCUGUUCUGCUCUAACAACAAAUCUUCCUUAGGAAAGACAUGCUUGACAUCUUUGAGUCACUUAGCUUCUGUUGGGGAAAUGCGUUGUCAUCUUUCAGAUGUGGAGAAGUCAAUGAUGUAUAGAAGCAUGUAUUUUAAUAUAUUACAUUUUAAAAUAGUAUUUUUGGUAAUUCGCCAUGCACACAAUAGCUUACGAAUAUUUUACUGAGGUGCUGUAAAAACUGGCAGGUGCUAGGACCUAAUGGAAAUCAAGUAUUCAGUAGGAGGGGAGUCGUAGCACCACGGGGCGUGGUGCCCUGUUAGCAGGUACAGAAAAGCCAGUUCUUCCACCUGUAAGCUAAUGAGACUCCAUUUCAGCUCUCUCCACGCCAUCUGCAAGGUAUCAGCAGCUUUUUCACUUGCUUGGUAAACCAAAAGCAUGUUUCUGGCAAAGGCUUUAUUGGAAGGGGCUGAUCGGGGUCUUGGGGAAGCUCUUGGAGGCCUUCUUGGAGGAGGCGGUCAGCGAAGAGGAGGAGGAGGUGGAGGAGGAAGAAAUAUUGGCGGCAUAGUUGGAGGAAUUGUGAAUUUCAUCAGCGAGGCUGCCGCAGCUCAGUACACCCCAGAACCCCCUCCCACUCAGCAGCAUUUCACCAACGUGGAGGCCAACGAAAGUGAGGAAGUUCGUCGGUUUCGGCAACAGUUUGCACAGCUGGCUGGGCCGGACAUGGAGGUGGGUGCCACCGACCUAAUGAAUAUUCUCAACAAAGUCCUUUCUAAGCACAAGGACCUGAAGACCGACGGCUUUAGUCUUGACACCUGCCGGAGCAUCGUGUCUGUGAUGGACAGUGACACGACCGGCAAGCUGGGCUUCGAAGAAUUUAAGUACCUCUGGAACAACAUCAAGAAAUGGCAGUGCGUUUAUAAGCAGUAUGACAGGGACCAUUCUGGGUCUCUGGGAAGUUCUCAGCUGCGAGGGGCUCUCCAGGCAGCAGGUUUCCAGCUAAACGAGCAACUUUACCAGAUGAUCAUCCGCCGGUACGCCGACGAGGAUGGAAGCAUGGAUUUCAACAAUUUCAUCAGCUGCCUGGUCCGCCUGGAUGCCAUGUUCCGUGCCUUCAAGUCUCUGGAUAGAGAUGCAGGCGGCCUGGUUCAGGUGUCCAUCCAAGAAUGGCUGCAGCUGACCAUGUAUUUCUGAAGCGGGCAGCGAGAAGCCAGCGCCCUCCCGGAGGACGGGACCGCCAAGAGCCUAGCCGCGCCGUCUGCACGGUGGCUGAUGCCCUGCCCGACAGCUGUCACUUCCUGCGAGCUCUUGCACCGGCCUGAAUGCUUCUGAACUGGGGCGGCCCUUUAAACAGCUUCAUUAAAACAGAUUUUUUUUUUUUUAUGAAGGAUGUUCUGAGUGGUUUGUAUGUCAGCUUUUUGAGGUACCGGACAUAUAUGGACAGAUGCGUGCGUGCUGUGGGGCGGGGCGGGGCAGAGCCCCAGCGGAGCAGAUUUUAACAGGCCGUCGCUUAUUUGGCGAGUGAGUUCCAAGGAGCAGGAAAUUUGUUGUUAUUGAGAGUGAAAUUUUGAAAAACUCCUGGAAUAAAUAAAAAAAAAGCCCUCCAGA